Molecule: messenger RNA, 1302 nt
Organism: Racocetra persica
Lineage: Eukaryota; Fungi; Glomeromycota; Glomeromycetes; Diversisporales; Gigasporaceae
Source: the annotation of a GenBank genome assembly
GUCCAAAAACAAUAAAACCUCGACCUCCUACUUUGACAUCGAUCCCAUCUUUAUUGGCUGUUUUUCAAAAUGAAUGGGAUAGCUUAAUGUUGGAAACUUUUACUCUUAAACAGCAAUAUCAACAAGUUCGUCAGGAACUGAGUCACGCGUUAUACCAGCAUGAUGCUGCAUGUAGAGUCAUUGCUAGAUUGAUGAAAGAGAGAGAUGCUGCUAGAGAAGCAUUGGCAAAUGUUCAAGCUCAUAUUGCUGUACAACCUCCUUCAGACGCAGCUGCAUCAGAAGCAAAUACUGCAAUGGAAGUAGAAGAGGAGAAAAAGGGUGUGAAUGAUGUAGUUAUUGAAAAAUUAAAUGAAACCAGCGCCAAUUUAUCGAAAGCGCGUAAGAAAAGAAAAGCACCACCAGAUCUCACCCCUGCUGAUACAAUUAAAGAGUUUACACAGAUAGCGGUUGUUCCAUCUAUGCAUACCACAGCCAGUCCAGGAAUAACUUGUAUAGAUAUUGACCAAACUGAAAAUCUUAUUCUUACUGGAGGAAACGAUAAGAAAGCACAAAUAUUUAAUAGAGAAAGGAAUAAAACUGAGAGUACGUUGAAGGGUCAUACUAAAAAAAUCACAGAUGUAUUGUGGUUAGGAAGAAAUGAUUCUGAGCAAGGGGACACAGUGUUCACUUCAAGUGCAGAUAAAACUAUCAGAAUUUGGAGACCUCAGACAAAAGGAUACAAAACGGAGAAGACAAUUACAUCACAUUCUAGUGAAGUCACUGGUAUUGCCGUACACGCCACAAAAGAUUAUUUGGUGUCAGUGUCACAUGACUCUACAUGGGCGUUUCAUGAUAUAGAAACCGUACAAACUUUGGCUAAGGUAGAAAGAUAUUCGACUGUUGAGUUUCAUCCAGAUGGUCUCAUCCUGGGAACGGGAACGAACGAUUCCGUUGUUCGCAUUUGGGAUGUUAAAUCUCAACAAAAUGUUGCAUCUUUUACUGGUCAUACUGGUCGCGUCACAUCGAUUUCUUUCUCGGAGAAUGGUUAUUUCUUAGCAACUGCAUCAGAGGAUAAUCUUGUAAAAUUAUGGGACCUUAGAAAAUUAUCGAAUUUUCAUACUCUGACUAUUGAUGAAGGAAAGAUCAAUAAGGUUGUAUGGGACUAUAGUGGUCAUUAUUUAGCUGUUGGUGGAACUGACAUGAGAAUUUAUCAAUCUAAAACAUGGAAUGAGCUUGUGGUUAUUUCCGAGAAUACCGCAGAAAUUACGGAUAUGAAAUUCGGAGAAUUAGCCAAAUAUUUGGUAGUUGGUGGUCUAGAUCGUA